Molecule: messenger RNA, 3226 nt
Organism: Sesamum indicum (sesame)
Lineage: Eukaryota; Viridiplantae; Streptophyta; Magnoliopsida; Lamiales; Pedaliaceae
Source: RefSeq, a predicted model, not a curated record
ACAACUCUUUCUUUCUUUCUCCCCCAAAUCACGACCGACACUCACCUUUCUUUCUCCCCCAAUCUAAAUCCUAAAACUAGCCCUAAACCAACUAUUGCAAGCCUCCAAUCCAUAUACCAGGGAACGAGGAAGACGAUUGCUGUUGUCGGUACUCAGGACUCGGCCAACAUGCUGGUGAUGAUUGGGAAUGGUCUCAACAAGAUGUAUUGUGCAGCUGUAAACAAGCUAUACAUGUUAACUGAAUAGUAAGGGUUAUCAAAGUCCCCUGACUCCUGUGUUCUAUCAAGAUUGCAGAAGUAGCGUGUGCACAUAGGAUUCCAGUCAAAUCCCGUUCCCUACAAGUGAACACAUUUUUUUCAAGUCAACAACCCAUGAAUUAGAUCCUGAAGUGACUUCCCACAACCUAUCAGUAGCAGACGGUCAUUCCUCCAGUUUCCCAAACCCGUGGAUUUCCUUUGGUCUCUCAUUCUUGCAUCCAGGCGAAGCAAAAGAAUAAACCAAGAAAGAGCCUCGUGCACCGCCUUCCCCACACACUGUAUUUUUACAUACACCUGGUUUGUGUCUACAUCCGUGCAGGACAAUUAUUCAUGGGUGGGAAAAGUCGGAAAAAGUUGAAUAAAUCGAAUAGCCGUCGCCCGAAUUCCGGCAACCGCGCCCUUUUUGUUGAAGGUGGAUUGUUGUCUGAUUGGUCUGCCUUCAGUUCUCCUCCGUCCAGAGGGAGGAAACACAAUAAUGGAGGAAGUAGGGAUUCAAGAUCUGGGGCUGGAAAAGGGACCAAUUAUGAUUCGAAGUCCGGGUCAGUUUCGGGUCAGAGAAGCGAUACUUACAAGAGUAGAGGGAAUGCAAUUUGUUACCUGUAUCCCCAGGAAAAUGCACCAAUAGAUGAAGGUGAAAAUUGUGAGAACAAUUUGGUUGUUUCAGAACCUGUAGUCUUGGUUGAUUCAGAGAAGACUCCAAUGGUUGCCUAUAUAGAUGAAGAGCCUUGCAAUGAAUCUCGAAAUGUGGAAUAUAUAUAUGACUACACUACAAGCUUGAUGCUGGAUGAGAGCUCGCAUAGAGGGUUGGGGUUCUAUGAUGAAGUGGAAGCAAGUCCUGAUGUUAUUGGAUCCUCAUCCAAAAUGGAAGAGAAAGAGAGUGGUUCUGUUGCCUCAUCUUCCUAUGAGGAAGGUGAUAUGGGUUCUGAUGACGAUCUUGUUCACAGUGAAAAUGCUGAAACGGGGGAUGAUCUGGUGGCUGAGAUGUCGGAUCUGGAGGAAAAUCCAGGUUAUCUGAUAAUAGGAGGCACAAAAAUAUAUACUCAUGAUAUCACUGACGAGGAUGACAAUGAUGAUGAUGAUAAAAGCUCGGGCUCUUCUGUCUCAGAAACUUGCUCUGCAACAUCAGAGAGUGAUGGCUUGUCAUAUAGUGGUUCAGACAUUGAUGAUGAGGUUGCUGCAGAUUAUUUUGAGGGAAUUGGUGGCAUUGACAAGAUUGUCAAUGUUGAUCAGCUGCUUGGACAGGUUUCUGAUGUCUCUGGUGAUGACACUGAUUCUGUAGAGAGCUAUGAUGAAACACUGGAGAAGUUGGGUGGCAUUGCCCUUCAGGAGGCAUCAAGGGAGUAUGGAAUGAAAAAUCCUGUAUUUGGAAGAAAAUAUCGUACAAAAUGUAAAAAUUCAGUACCUGUUAAGUAUGAUGCAUCAUUUGCUAUAGAUGACCUAAUGCUUGUUAAGGAUCCAAGAACUGUUUCUGGGAAGAAGAAACAUGUUGCUAGACUUCCACAGUCUUGGCCUGCUGAGGCUCGCAAAAGCAAAAAGUUUAGGAAAAUACCAGGAGAAAAAAAGAAACAUCGUAAAGAAAUGAUUGCUGCAAAACGUCGGGAUAGGAUGAUUCGCCGUGGUGUAGAUCUUCAGAAGAUAAAUUUGAAAUUGCAGCAGAUAGUUCUUGAUGGUGUAGAUAUGUUCUCAUUCCAGCCCAUGCACCCACGUGAUUGUUCUCAGGUGCGUAGAUUAGCUGCCAUUUAUCGCUUGCAAAGUGGGUGUCAAGGGUCUGGUAAGAAGAGAUUUGUGAUGGUGUCCCGAACACAACAUACAUCUAUGCCGUCAUCAACCGAUAAAGUUCGCCUGGAGAAGCUGAUAGGAGACAACGAAGAUGGUGAUUUCUCAGUUGAUGGAAAGCCUCUGAAAGUGGAUACAUAUACUGCAAAGAACACAGCCAGAGUCGGCACUUACACCCCAAUAGGUGCACAAUCUUCCAGGAAACAAUCGACUAAAAACUUGGCAACCUACCCUGCUAGCAAGGAAUCAAAAAAGAAGAAAAGUGGGAAAAUUGGUUCUUAUGCUGCUCAACCCCUAUCCUUUGUGUCGAGUGGUAUAAUGGAUACUGAAACCAUCGAGCUCAGAACCACUGAAUCAAAUGAGACGAAGGACACCUGCCACGAGAGCAAACUCGUAUCUCACUCAAUAGAAUAUAAGGCAUUCGAGAUACACACAACUGGCUUUGGCUCAAAAAUGAUGGCUAAGAUGGGUUAUAUAGAAGGUACAGGCUUGGGAAAGGACGGUCAAGGUAUGGCACAACCCAUCGAAGUUUCCCAGAGGCCUAAAUCGCUUGGAUUGGGUGCAGAGGUUCCUGAAGCAAGUGGUAAAUCAUCAAUCACACAAUCUCGACCCAACUCAACUGGACGUAGUGCCAAGUCUUCUGGCACCAAUGUUAAAUCAGCAAAAUCUGACAAUCAUAAAUUUGGUUCUUUUGAGAAGCAUACAAAGGGGUUUGGGUCAAAGAUGAUGGCAAAAAUGGGAUUUGUAGAAGGCAUGGGACUGGGCAAGGACUCUCAGGGCAUCGUCAACCCUUUACUUGCGGUGCGACGUCCAAAAUCAAUGGGAUUGGGAGCUACAAGCUGAAUGUUAUAACUGUAUCAUAUUCCAUGCAGGGGAAGCCUCUUCCCCCUCCCCCCCCACCCAUCUAAUCUUAUCUUUAGCUGUUAGCUGACAUCUAAAUGCGACAUGUACGUUAUGAUAAUAAGAGCAUGAUCCAGAGUUGGAUGCAUGUAGUUAGUAGCUUUCUAUUUUUCGUGCUCUGCUCAUCGAUGAGGCAGUAAGGAAACGAUCCUUAGAUCUUCCAACCUUUUUGUUGAUCGUUGUGUUGACUUCUUGGUUGCCUCUUGCAGCGUUAUCGAGCUUUAGACAUCUACAGCAAUUUGCUGGUAUUGUCCCCCGAGUUAUAUGAAUGCGGCAUUAAGGGCCUUGAUACC